UCGGCCUGCCGUCCUGAAGGUCCGCCAUAUUGUCUGCUGAAGCUGCUCCAGUAGCCGCCGCUGCUGCUGCCGCCGUCGCCAAGUAAAAGCCAGUGGAGCCGCUAUGGAGACCAUGGCGAGCCCAGGGAAAGACAAUUAUCGAAUGAAGAGCUAUAAGAACAAUGCCCUAAACCCUGAGGAAAUGAGGCGAAGAAGAGAGGAAGAAGGCAUUCAGCUCCGGAAGCAGAAGCGGGAACAACAACUUUUUAAACGGAGAAAUGUGGAGCUGAUUAAUGAUGAAGCUGCCAUGUUCGAUAAUCUUCUCAUGGACUCUUAUGUGAGCUCUACCACUGGGGAGAGUGUGAUCACAAGAGAGAUGGUGGAGAUGCUCUUUUCUGAUGAUUCUGACUUGCAGCUAACAACUACACAGAAAUUUCGGAAACUGCUCUCCAAAGAACCUAGUCCUCCAAUAGAUGAAGUAAUCAACACUCCAGGGGUGGUAGAUCGGUUUGUGGAGUUUCUAAAGAGAAAUGAGAAUUGUACAUUGCAGUUUGAAGCUGCCUGGGCCCUAACAAACAUUGCCUCUGGAACCUCUCAGCAGACCAAAAUUGUCAUUGAAGCUGGGGCUGUCCCCAUUUUUAUAGAACUGCUUAACUCAGACUUUGAGGAUGUACAAGAACAGGCGGUAUGGGCACUGGGAAACAUAGCUGGAGACAGUUCCGUUUGCCGAGAUUACGUCUUGAACUGUUCCAUCCUUAAUCCUUUGUUAACGCUCCUUACCAAGUCCACACGAUUGACAAUGACACGGAAUGCAGUCUGGGCCCUGUCAAACCUCUGCCGAGGGAAGAACCCACCCCCGGAAUUUGCAAAGGUCUCCCCUUGUUUGCCUGUGCUGUCUCGCCUACUCUUUAGCAGUGAUUCAGACUUACUGGCAGAUGCUUGCUGGGCUCUUUCUUAUCUGUCUGAUGGUCCCAAUGAGAAGAUCCAGGCAGUUAUAGACUCUGGAGUUUGCCGGAGAUUGGUAGAGCUACUAAUGCACAAUGAUUACAAAGUGGCUUCUCCAGCCCUGAGAGCUGUGGGUAAUAUCGUCACUGGGGAUGACAUCCAGACACAGGUCAUUCUUAACUGUUCAGCCCUCCCUUGCCUCCUCCACUUGCUGAGCAGCCCUAAGGAGUCAAUCCGAAAAGAAGCUUGCUGGACUAUUUCAAACAUCACUGCAGGCAACAGGGCUCAAAUACAGGCUGUCAUAGAUGCAAAUAUCUUCCCCGUGUUGAUUGAAAUCCUUCAGAAAGCAGAGUUCCGUACAAGGAAAGAAGCAGCCUGGGCCAUCACCAAUGCUACUUCAGGUGGAACCCCUGAACAGAUCAGAUACCUGGUCUCACUUGGCUGCAUCAAACCCCUGUGUGACUUACUGACUGUGAUGGAUUCAAAGAUUGUGCAAGUGGCCCUCAAUGGACUGGAGAACAUCCUUCGGCUUGGAGAGCAAGAGGGCAAGCGCAGUGGCUCAGGGGUUAAUCCCUAUUGUGGCCUCAUCGAGGAAGCCUAUGGAUUGGAUAAAAUCGAAUUUCUCCAGAGCCAUGAGAACCAGGAAAUCUACCAGAAGGCCUUUGACCUCAUUGAGCACUACUUUGGUGUAGAAGAUGAUGAUAGUAGCCUGGCUCCCCAAGUGGAUGAAACGCAACAACAGUUCAUCUUCCAGCAGCCUGAGGCCCCCAUGGAGGGCUUCCAGCUAUAAUGUCUGCCUCUGGGGAGGGGAGGGGAUGGAACGCACCACCAGCCAGCAGAAAAAGCAGCCCUCUGGUGGGAGGGAAACCAGACCCCCCCCCAUCAUCAGCCACCACACACCUCUGCUGCCCUGGAGACUGCUCUUUGACCUGCUCCACCCCCUUCCCUGGAGGGAGCACCCUCUGGACAGAAAGAACCAUUUGAGGCUCACAUUGGGGAUAUGUGACAAGAAGGGGACAUGUUGGGUUUUUCUUCCUUACACUAUAUUUUGGCUGCACAUAUGUCUUUAACCCAAGAGCCCAGGGGGUAGACAAAGGAGGACUGAGGCAAUCAAUUUUGCACCUUUUUUAUUUUAUUUUAUUUUUUUCUUUGGUAACUUCCUUCCCUUUUUAUCUUCCUUCAUCCUUCCCAGUCCUCUGCCCUGAUCUAUGUUAACUCUUUAUCUUGGGUACUGGAGCAGAUGGAAUAUUCCAGAGGUUGGGGGAGGGCUAGGGAAGGGGAAAUCUAAAACAAAGUGUUCUUGCUCUGACAGAAUAUUAACCUUGUAUGCUUGGAUUGAGUUAUUUAAUUUUUUUUUCCUUUUGCACAUUCUUCUUGUAUUAAGAUAGCUCUUUCCAAGAGCCUUGAGUUCCUGGUUUUAGGAAUCCCAGCUGCCAGCAUUGUCUGGGACUAGAGGCUGAGGGGGAGGUUACCAAGAGACAAAGGCCCCUCCCUCCCUCCCUUUAACCCUUGCCCAGACCUCUUUAGUUUUGGGAGAUCACCCUCACUCUCCUGCGGGAAUUACACCAGUGGGAAUGGAGGGGAGGAACACAGGCCUUCAGACAGGGCUUCCUAUGUGUUGCUACUGAUCCCAUGUUUCCUUCCCACCUUCCAAUGGUGCGACCCAACUUCAUUUGUUUACUUGAAAAUUUCCCUCGGAGUUAAACUUCUGAGGUAGCUGUAUUUUCUCCUAAGCAUGAGACAGGGAGCUGAAUCCUUUCUCCUGGGGAGAAAGCCCUUGGGCUCUAGUAAUCCUUAAAUUACAGAGGAGGUUGGAAUGAGAGUGUCAUGUAUUGGGAUAGCCAAGGGUCCCUGCCUUUGACCUUCCUUCAUCCUCCUCUUCCAUAGUUGGAUCAUGUAUCAUGUAUAUUUUAUUUCCAAAGGAGAGAAUGUCAAAAAAAAUUCUGUAUUUUUUUAUAUUCUAUAUAUUAGGUAGGUCAGUCUUAAUUGGUCUCAAGAGGAAGAACUGUAAUUUCUAUAAGUAGGAUACUGUGAGGAAGAACAAAAAGAGAUGUAGAAUCUUCCUUGCUCAGAAAGCCUGAGCUUGGUCUUUUUCUUCUCUGCUUGUUCCGGGCUACCACCUGGGACCAACCCUUCUCUCUGGAACCUUUAUACAGCAGACCAGCCUGCUCUGAUUGUCCCAGUACCUGAAGGGAGCAAGGAUGGUACCAGAGCCUGGUGAAAUCUCCCACCCUAGUUCUUACCGCUGAGUAUCCUGUUUAUAUCAGGAAACCAGAAAGUAGUCUGCCUUCUCAGAGUCUCAAAGACCUUUUUAUCUUUAAUUUAUCAUAUAUGGCUGUCUCUACUAUUAUCACAGAAAUUUAGCAGCCUCCAUACUUUUGAGUGUUAUUGAUAUCUUCCCAGUUCAAAAUCCUUACACCUGGUUUGGAUUUUACCCUUCUUUGUGACAGUUAUAAUCGUAAUACCUUUUCUUUCUCUUUGAGUAAAGCUAGUGCAGUGCCUUAGUGGCUUGCCUAUGCUUGUGUGGAUUGCACAUGAUAGUGAUAAUAAAGCCCGGUUUGGGAAGAAAGGGUGAAGAAAGUUGUCAGAUAAGUGUAAACCAGUUGUGGAGCUGAAGACAUAAUAGUCUUCCUUGCCCCUCCCACUCUAUUGUGUUCUGUCAGAGUGUCCUGCUCCAAUCUGUACUUCUUUCUCAAAAGCAAUGGCAGUCUUGCUUCCAUUACUACAUAUACCCUCUGGCUCAGGUAAAAUCCAUGCUUCUCUGUGUACAGAUCUAAAGUUCAGGUGCUCACUGUUGGCCGCUGGUCUUGAUUUUGCCCUCUCCUAGUGUUGAAAUCCAACUCUAGAACUCCUUUUUUAGGAAGGUGAUACAGAGCUAGUGGUUAUCACUGAAAAGUCACCAAUGCUGUAUCACCUCAAUUAGUUGGAUAGCACUCUUUAGUUUUGGAAUGAUCUAGCUGCCUCCAGUCUCCCAGGCAGAGUACUACUUUCACCUCACCUACUGACUUCAUUCCAAAACUGCUCCCUUAUGGUUCAAAGAAGAGCCCACCCCCAUUCCCCAGUAUCCCAGGAUACAGGGCGGGGCACUUUAGUAGGAUCUACCUUGUGCAUCUCAAGCAAUACUUAAGUUUCUGACAUUGGGGCUAAAUUGUUGCUGUGAGACUUACAUAUCCUUGCUUCUCCAGCUGUUCUUCCAAAAAUCUACCUUUGCUUUCUAUCUCUACUGGAUAGAAAACGUUUGAUCAACUGGCUGGCUGCUACUUAAAAUGCAUUUUUUCUUCAAGGACUUCAAAGUCUUAAGUCUCCCAGAGCACAACAUGAGAACAGAUUUCAGGAAGGGGGGGGUGAUACCUAUGAGCUUUCCUUUGUUUUAAUACCAUUUUCUAACUCCCACUCACUCACUGAAAUUCUUCCAGACAACAAAAGUAGAUACAUCAUCAUCUGUGUCUUUCUCUCCUUUGGCCAUCCUGGAAAACGACAUAAUCUCCAUAUAAAGCUCAGACUUGACAAGUCUUCAUAGGUCCCAUCCAGGCCAAUUUGGACUCCUGGCCUUGACCAGGGUAAUGCCAAAGCUUUCUGAUAAAUUUAUGAGUAGAGGCUGCAGGGAUGAUGAAGGCAUUCCCCAGUCUACUUUAGAGAAUAGCCUAACAUGUUUUUGAAGCUUCUAGCAGCAGUAACCAGGUGUGGCUGUAAUAGGCAAGGAGCCCGUUUUCUUAAAAGUGUUCAAAGAAUGUUUUGAACAGUGCCACCUAUUUAUUGCCAACUGCUCUGGGCAUUCCAAACCUAAAUCAUCAUCUUCCAUAGGUCUGGUUGUAAAACCUGCCUUUAGUUCCUACAUGUCCCCAGAGGCUGCAGCCUUCUGACCCAGCUGGCCAUCCUGGUUACUUGAGGCAGUGGGUAUAAAUGACCUUUACAAGGAACAGGCGUUGAUGACCUCAGCUCUCAGGGACCCUUAGUGUUCCCCCUUACCUAGCUCUUAGAUCUGUUUCUACUCUUAUGGAAACCACCUUCCAGGAUUUUUUCUUUCCUUUUUUUUUGUUUUUGUUUUGUUAGUUUAACUGCACAGAUAAUAGCUGCUACAGUGCUUAGUUGGAAGAAGGCUUUUAGGCACAGGCUUUCUAUUUCUCAAGCUAAACCAGUGAAGAAUGAAAACAAGCAGGAUGAACUGGAUUCCCAUAGUCUCAUGUUUCUACCUGCCUUUGCCCUACAUCCUUAUCCUAGAGUGUCUAGUAAACUACAGGGAAAGAGAUGGAAGUCUAGCAAUACUUUCCUUCUCAUCUCACAUAGGCCUUUCUCUGAAGGCCUCAGCUAGCUAGUUCAUCUUUUCUCCCCUAGAGAGAACAUGGUACCCACCAUCUUGAGUAUUCAGAUUUAUCUUGUAAGCUCAAAUUUGUAUUCUCAGUUGAAGUCAAGGAGCUACUGGGUUGUAAGAAAAGUCAUGAUGCAAAAAAAAAGUGCCUUGGCUUUUCUGCCAACUCAGUAGAUUCUUAAGGGGCUCUAUAGGGAGAACAGACUGGCUGGGGUACUCAGGAAUAUGUGUGCCUGACUGCUUGCCUGGCAGGCUGGGGAGAGAUAUGACUCGGUGCAAUGAUCCAUAGAAAUUGUUUAUAACCGAUAGCAACAUCUUCAACUUGGACUACCCUGGUAGAGUAAUGAAUGUGAGACUGAGAGAUUGCUUGGAGUAGGUUUCUUCUACAGCUGUUUGAGGAUUGCACAUUAUAGACCAAUUUUGUUCAGUAUUUUUUCUGUGUCUUUCAGAUUCAUUUGCUAAGUCGAACCAAUUUUGUUCAGUAUUUUUUCUGUGUCUUUCAGAUUCUUUUGCUAAGUCGAUUACGCUGAGAGUUUGGCCCUAAGGAGAACCAGGUAGUAGAUACCCACUGCUCUUUGGCCAAGGCCUUCAUAAAUGAUUCAGUCAUCCCAUUGUCCAACUCCUAGUGCUACCCCCAGAUCACGGCAAGGGAAGAAUUUGAGAUCAAUACCAACCAAGUCUGUGCUGUUACUUUUUUCCUCUGAGAGGACAUUUUGCAUCAGGUCUGUGCUAUGUGUAGAACCAAAAGUGGGUGGGAGAAUUAGAAGUGACAGCAUUAAAUUUUGGGCCCAGAACUCUGGGAAAAAGGUUUCUGAAUAGUAUGUUACAAAAGUCUUCAGAGGUUUGGGGCCUACUUCACUAUUUCUGGGCCAUUCUGACUGCUCAUGUCCAUAUUAGCAUAUACAUGAACCUCUCUGCUAAAUACUAGCCAUGCUUUCCUAUGUAAGCUAGAUUUUCAAUCUAUGGGUUUGAGAAUAGAAACUUUUCCUGGGACUGCAGAGAGCAGUGAAGGAAGUCAAAAGUUUAGCUCCUAAGAACUGGUUGGAAGCCUCUGACUCAUUCAUGUCCUUGGAGUCUAACUCUGAGAACUCUCAAGACUCUGGAGUUGGGUGUUGAUUUUUUUUACCAGUUUUUGUUGGUACUACCUUUAAUUGGACAACUAAGGGAAUCAAGGAGUCUUAGGUUCUCAGCUACAGACCUGAGGAAGGUGAAUCAAAUUCUUUUCCUUACUGAUUUUUCUUUUCUAGUUAAUUUUAAGUUUUUCAAAAACUAAACUAGCUAUUUUCGAUGUUCUCAGGGCCCCUGGGUAGACAGACACAAAGUUUGAUUUCAGAGCAGAUAUAGGCCAAGAAACAGUGGCAUUGAGUGUGCUGAUCCAGACAAAUGAUAUUUAUAUACACAUCCAAUUUAAAGAGAAAGUGUUAUUUCUUUAGGUUUUAAACACUGUAAUAGAUAAUAAAGCAAAAAAUAAAAACCUGUUGCAAAGUUCUAAAU
Molecule: messenger RNA, 6727 nt
Organism: Erinaceus europaeus (western European hedgehog)
Lineage: Eukaryota; Metazoa; Chordata; Mammalia; Eulipotyphla; Erinaceidae
Gene: KPNA6
Product: karyopherin subunit alpha 6
Exons: 14
Coding region: 104-1714 (536 amino acids)
Biological process (GO): NLS-bearing protein import into nucleus
Cellular component (GO): cytoplasm; nucleus; nucleoplasm
Molecular function (GO): protein binding; nuclear import signal receptor activity
Source: RefSeq, a predicted model, not a curated record